This is a messenger RNA of Populus euphratica (Euphrates poplar), 1560 nucleotides long. RefSeq names its product CDPK-related kinase 5-like. The transcript is spliced from 10 exons. Lineage: Eukaryota; Viridiplantae; Streptophyta; Magnoliopsida; Malpighiales; Salicaceae. Gene Ontology annotation, biological process: protein phosphorylation. The record is from RefSeq and is a predicted model, not a curated record. Gene Ontology annotation, molecular function: protein kinase activity; ATP binding. The coding region runs from base 233 to 1483 and encodes 416 amino acids.
GCUUUUGUGGUGGUUAGUAUCCCACCAGUGGUUCAAAAUGACUAAGCCUGUAUUUAUUAAUAUGUUCAUUUAAACCUCUUAGAAAGUAGUUGUAGUGUUUUAGAAAAUAAAAAUCAUUUCAAUAUGGGAGUUUAAGGUAUCUGAAUUGACAUGGUGAGUCCUUUUGAUAUUGCUCAUUUAUGUUUAAUUAUUACUGCAUAUCAUCUCAUGUUGAUCACUUCAAUGCUGUCAGAUGACAACAGCUAUUGCAGUUGAGGAUGUAAGAAGGGAGGUCAGGAUAUUGAAGGACUUGACAGGACAUAACAAUUUAGUGCACUUCUAUGAUGCAUUUGAAGAUCUUGACAACGUCUAUAUAGUGAUGGAGCUAUGCGAAGGAGGGGAGCUCCUAGAUAGAAUACUUUCAAGGGGUGGGAAAUACUCAGAAGACGAUGCGAAGGCUGUUAUGGUGCAGAUACUAAAUGUUGUUGCAUUUUGUCAUCUACAGGGUGUUGUGCACCGAGAUCUCAAACCAGAGAACUUUCUAUAUACUUCUAAGGAGGAGAACGCUCAGCUGAAAGUUAUAGACUUUGGCUUAUCAGAUUUUGCCAGACCAGAUGAAAGACUUAAUGACAUUGUGGGAAGCGCAUACUAUGUGGCACCUGAAGUUCUACAUAGAUCCUAUAGCACUGAGGCUGAUGUAUGGAGUAUAGGUGUGAUAGCUUUCAUUCUUUUGUGUGGUAGUCGUCCAUUCUGGGCCCGGACCGAGUCUGGAAUUUUUCAGGCAGUCUUGAAAGCUGAUCCCAGUUUCGAUGAAGCACCUUGGCCCACUUUAUCUCUAGAAUCAAAAGACUUUGUUAAACGCCUAUUAAACAAGGAUCCAAGGAAACGAAUUACUGCUGCUCAGGCUUUGAGUCAUCCUUGGAUCCGGAAUUAUAAUGAUGUAAAAGUACCUCUUGAUAUUAUGAUAUUCAGGCAUAUGAAGGCAUACAUGCGGUCAUCAUCUCUGCGUAAGGCUGCUUUAAGGGCAUUGUCUAAGACAUUGACAGCGGAUGAACUAUUUUAUCUGAAGGAGCAGUUUGCUUUGCUAGAGCCAAAAAAAAGUGGCAUCAUAACUUUGGAAAACCUUAGGAUGGCCUUGAUGAAAAAUGCAACAAAUGCAAUGAAGGAUUCUCGCGUCCCUGAUUUUCUUGCCUCGCUAAAUCCACUUCAAUACAGAAGGAUGGAUUUCGAAGAAUUCUGUGCAGCUGCAUUGAAUGUUCAUCAGCUGGAGACACUAGAUCAAUGGAAACAUCUAGCCCGUUCUGCAUAUGAGCUUUUUGAGAAGGAUGGAAACAGAGCAAUUGUAAUUGAGGAGCUUGCUUCAGAACUUGGGCUUGGCCCCUCCAUCCCAGUUCAUGCCGUUCUCAAUGACUGGAUAAGACAUACUGAUGGGAAGCUAAGCUUCCACGGGUUUGUCAAGUUGUUGCAUGGCACAUCCAGCCGAACCAUUGCUAAGGCACAAUAAAGAGCUACUAUAUCUAUGUUCUGUUGGAUGUGCUGCUUAUUCUUUGCUUCUAGGGCAAAAAAGAACAAAGAAAAAAA